Messenger RNA from Pectinophora gossypiella (pink bollworm), 2834 nucleotides. It is a transcript of the gene nmdyn-D7, whose product is annotated as nucleoside diphosphate kinase 7. Gene Ontology annotation, cellular component: centrosome. Gene Ontology annotation, biological process: GTP biosynthetic process; UTP biosynthetic process; CTP biosynthetic process. The transcript is spliced from 7 exons. Gene Ontology annotation, molecular function: nucleoside diphosphate kinase activity. The coding region runs from base 1355 to 2500 and encodes 381 amino acids. The record is from RefSeq and is a predicted model, not a curated record. Lineage: Eukaryota; Metazoa; Arthropoda; Insecta; Lepidoptera; Gelechiidae.
AAAAUGUAUAUUUAUCGAAGUAAUCGUACACCUACAAAAUAGUAGGUAUUUGACCUUAUAAAUCACAAGUGGUAUUCAUUAUAGUCCACUAUAUUUUAUGUCUAGUACCUUGCACAGAGGGCUACUUACUAUUCGCUGAUGCCGACGGUCAUAAUUUAAUGUAAUUUAAUGACAUCGGAAUGAAAAUCGUUUUAUCAUUUUGAAAACCGUUGCAGAACAUAAAAUUAAACUUGGUAACUGGAAACAUUACUAGGAAGGAGCACUCUGUGUUAACUUGGAACAUAUUAUAUUAUUAUACAUUAACGCUUGCAACUAUCAUACUGGCGUACGUUACGUACGUGACGUGACGUACAUUAGGUAUACAUAUGUACUAUUUAAAUAAUAGGUAAUUAUUACAAACUAUUUUCUAACUGGGAUAAUUUUAAUAAAUACCAUUUUUAUAGUGGGUGAUUGAGCUUGGUCAAUAAAAGUAGGUAUCAAAAAUAUUAUUGUGUUCCUUGCAUAGGUACGAUACGAAGCAAUUAACAACUGUCAACUUACUAAUAAGUACCUAUACAUCGUGACAUUCAAUUUGGAAAGAGUUUGUACUACAUCUUGAAACAGCGUUGUUCACCUGCAUCCGUGCAUGUCCCCAGUCCACUCCAACAUGAUGCAUAUUGUCAUUCAUGUCAUUGUUCAUAGGCAGAGGCACGAGUGGCAGGACAUCGAACUCCAAACAAAGCCGUAACAACGAGACGGUUCUGUUCACCAAGUGCUCAGCUCAUUCCAAGCUUUGUAGUUGGCGGGAUUUUUACGAUAAAUAGAUUAUCAUCUAUUUUAUUGGAAUUUAGGACCUAUUUGAUUUGUCCCGAAAACUCAUAACAUUGAAGAGUAUUAGUUUUUUAUUUAAAAUGAGAUAAGGCAUUAAAGAAAAAUAACCGUGAUAUCCUAGCUAAAACGCCUUUGAAACCAAGCCAAGAAUUCUAGAUACGAAAAAAAAUGCAUUUGACAAUUGACGUUUGUUUGCCGACGUUUCGUUUGCCGAUUUACGUUUUUUGAAAUUUCUUGCCUAAAAAUAGUUUAUUUUCCCUAUUUGUACUUCCGCUACUCGUUACAUUACGUGCAAUUAUUGUUUACGUUGAUAAUUGAUUGUAUUUCAGCAAUGAACACAUGAAUUUUAACAAAAAUACAGUACUUUCUGAUGUUGUUUGGUGCGCGUAGAUACCUGUAAACAAAUUGUAAAAAGUCUCCAAAGUGCUGGUUACCAGAUGUUUUGUUUGGCUUUAACAUAGUAACAAAUGUGUUCUGUAUUUGCCCUUAUAUAUUGUUUGUUAUAAUAUUAUUGUUUUGUCAGAAAAUUAUUGAAGAGUUUGCGAUGGAGGGGAGCUACAGCGACAAGUAUAUCUUUAUUGGUGAAUGGUACGACAACCAAGCGAGCCUUAUCCGUCGGUUCAAUGUGUCUUACUACCCUACAGACGAUACAGUCGAAAUGUACGACAUUAAAAACCGGAAAACAUUUAUACGUCGUGUCAAAAUAAAUGGAAUCACAAUUGAUCAAUUUUACAUUGGCGGCACACUUAAUAUCCUGGGUCGACUGGUGAAAAUAGUUGACUUUGCUUGUGAAAAUACUAAAAACAGGAUUCAAAAGGAUAUGGAAGUGACAUUUGCAAUGAUAAAACCCCUGCCAACUAGUACAGCAGGUAAAAUAAUCACACACUUUAUGGAGGCUGGUCUACGCAUUACUAGGAUGAAGAAAGCACGCCUCACCACAGAAGACAUCAGCACCAUUUACAAGACAAUGUUGACUGAUCCUACCUUCCCAUUUCUGUUAGACCACCUAACAGGGCAAUUGGUUAUUGGUGUUGAGUUGGUUGGGAAAAAUGCUGUGGAUUUCUCCAAGAAGAUGUCUGGAGACAGGGAUCCUCUGAAAGCUGAGCCUGGGACCAUAAGGGCAUUGUAUGGCAAAGACAAAGUCAGAAACUGUCUACAUAUAGCACAUGAUGCUGAAUGCGCCAAGAAGGAUUUGGAAUAUUUUUUCCCGCCUCCUGCUUACCGUACGACGCGGUUGCGGCUGACGGCGACGCUAUCCAACUGCACCCUGUGUAUAGUGAAGCCACACGCGGUGCGCGAGGGUAAGCUCGGCAGAAUCCUCGAGUGCAUAGACGAGGGAGGCUUUGAUGUCACAGCCCUUAACAUGAUGAUGGUUGAAAACGUCAAUGCCGCAGAGUUCUAUGAAGUGUAUAAGGGCAUUGUACCUGAGUAUAAGGGAAUGGUGGACGAACUUGCUAGUGGCGCAUGUGUAGCCAUGGAAAUUGUAGCCAAGGAUAGAACCCUCAAUUCUGCUGUUGAGUUUAGAAAAUUGGUCGGCCCUACCGAUCCAGAAAUAGCCAGAUUGCUGCGGCCGCACACACUUAGAGCCAAGUUUGGGACAAGCAAGGUAAAGAAUGCUGUACACUGCAGUGAUUUGUCCGAAGAUGGACUCCUGGAGGUGGAAUACUUCUUCAAGAUAUUAGACUUAUAGACCAAGGCUGAUUACUUAUUGUUACGAUACUAUGCUUUAAAAUUCACUGUGUGAACAAGCGUGAGUGAAGACAUUCAGGUAUUUCUUAGCACUUUUUUUUACUAGCUCAGAGUUAACUUUGAUUUUUAAUACGGCUAUCAUUUUUUAUGUGCUAUUAGCCUAUUAUAAUAUUUAUUUUCGUCAACCAAAGACUGACGUGUGUAAAAUAGAUACUCGAAAAAUAUUCUAUAAAUUAAUCGCUUAAAUCUGUUGGCGAAAUUGGAAGUCUCUGUUUUUAUGAGAGUGGAAUGUUAAUGUGAGAUUAUAUUAAUUUAAUAAAUAAUUCUACAUUUGA